This is a messenger RNA of Xenopus laevis (African clawed frog), 3578 nucleotides long. It is a transcript of the gene maf.L, whose product is annotated as v-maf avian musculoaponeurotic fibrosarcoma oncogene homolog L homeolog. Lineage: Eukaryota; Metazoa; Chordata; Amphibia; Anura; Pipidae. The record is from RefSeq and is a predicted model, not a curated record. Gene Ontology annotation, molecular function: DNA-binding transcription factor activity; DNA-binding transcription factor activity, RNA polymerase II-specific; sequence-specific DNA binding. Gene Ontology annotation, cellular component: nucleus. Bases 448 to 1503 code for a protein of 351 amino acids. The transcript is spliced from 2 exons. Gene Ontology annotation, biological process: regulation of DNA-templated transcription; regulation of transcription by RNA polymerase II.
AACUCAGCAAUGCUUUUAAAGUGCUCUGCUGAAUGAUCCUUGAAAAUCCCUUUCUGGCUGCGAGUGGGUGCUCCCAUCUCUGGCUCCCACCUAGGCACCAGCACGGGCACCUCAAGCUUCUAAGGACACCUUUUUUUUUUUUUGCAAAGUUUGCCAUUAGCGGCAGCAGCAGAUGUGAGAAUGAAGUGUUAAAGAGCAACUUCUUCUGAGCUGAGAAAGUGAAAUCAAAGAAUCUGCCGGAGCGCUGCUGUGAUGCGUGUGUGCGCCAAGCCCAAGGCAGGGCUGUUGUAAUUGGCGCAUGAUUGCCCCUUUCCCGCUAAUCGCUGGUGCAAAAGGAACAAGCUGGCUCACCCUGCGCCGGGUCACAACAGCAGCAGCAGCAUCAGCCUGGUGUCCCCUGUGCCAGCCUCGUGUAGGACUGUGAGCAGCAGCAGCAGCAGCAGAAGGAUGGCAUCAGAACUGGCAAUGAGCAGCUCCGACCUGCCCACUAGUCCCCUGGCCAUGGAAUAUGUUAAUGACUUCGAUCUGAUGAAGUUUGAAGUGAAAAAGGAGCCGGUGGAGACCGAUCGCAUCAUCAGCCAGUGCGGCCGCCUGAUCGCCGGGGGAUCGCUGUCUUCCACCCCGAUGAGCACGCCCUGCAGCUCGGUGCCCCCUUCCCCGAGCUUCUCUGCCCCCAGCCCGGGCUCUGGCAGCGAGCAGAAGAGCCACCUGGAAGACUACUACUGGAUGAGCGCCUACCCCCAGCAGAUCAACCCGGAGGCGCUGGGCUUCAGCCCGGAGGACGCGGUGGAAGCGCUGAUCAGUAACCAACAGCAGCAGCAACAACAACAGCAGCAGCAGCAGCUCCAGGCGGGCUACGAUGGCUUUGCCAGGGGGCAGCAGUACCCAUCGUCGGGUGGGAUGCCCGGAGAGGACAUGGGCUCCGCAGCGGCGGUGGUAUCGGCUGUGAUUGCAGCUGCGGCAGCGCAGAACCCUCACCACCAUCACCACCACCACCACCAUUCCGUGGGGCACCAAGCCGGGGUGCAGCCGACUGGCGGGGGGACGGGGGGCGGCAGCAGCGGCAGCUCCACCGCGUCCUCGGUGGUCGGGGCUCUGCACCCACCUGCCGCCCACCACCAUCACCACCACCAUCACCUGCACUUUGACGACCGCUUCUCGGACGACCAGCUGGUCACCAUGUCCGUGAGGGAGCUGAACCGGCAGCUGAGGGGGGUGAGCAAAGAGGAGGUGAUCCGGCUGAAGCAGAAGAGGAGGACCCUGAAGAACCGGGGCUACGCGCAGUCCUGCCGAUUCAAGAGGGUUCAGCAGCGGCACGUCCUGGAGGGCGAGAAGAGCCAACUGCUGCAGCAGGUCGAGCACCUCAAGCAGGAGAUCUCCAGGCUGCUCCGAGAGAGGGACGCCUACAAGGAGAAGUACGAGAAGCUGCUGGGCAGCGGCUUCAGAGAAAACGGCUCCAGCAACAGCGACAACCCCUCCUCUCCGGAGUAUUUCAUGUCAUGAGUUUUGAGCUUUGCUGUCUCACACACAGAGAGAGAGAGAGAGAGAGAGAGAGAGAAAGGGAGAAAAAUCACAGAAUGUUACCACCCUGAGUUCUUCAUAUGAGCUUGCAAUAAAAUAUUAAUAAAAAAAAACACAAAAACAAAAAAUGUGAAUUUUUAGAAUAUUGUCGCUGAAUUCAUCAUUUUUUUUUUUCUGAGAGAGUUGCUGUCCUCAGUAAAAGGAGCGUUAAAGCAACCUGCCAAAUUGAAGCCUGCAUCCAACUUCAGUGUUUUCAUGAGAGUUUUUGGCCCCAAUGAAUGAGACUGGCCUGCCAUUAAACUCCCAUCCUCAUCUCAUGCAUUAUGCUUGCUAAUCUGUCUUAGCAACAAAGAACUGUCAUUGUCAAAAGACUUUAUGGAAAAGAGACAAUAUAUUAUAUAAGAAGGCCCUGCAUGCUGGACAUGUAUGGUAUAAUUAUUUUUUGUUUUUUAUUGUUUUUUUUUUCCCUUUUAUUUUGUUUUUAUUUUUGCUUGGAAAUGGACUUUCUGGAAAUUAUUGGCAUGGUAUUCAUCAUUCUGUUUCUUUCUUUUAUUGCCUCAUCACUUUUUUGAGUUCCCUACAAAAAAGUGCAGCCAUCCAUCCUCCCCUAUUAAAGUUUGCAUCCGCUAGCGGUCGGUAAAAACAUAAAUAUAUAUAAAAAAUAAAAUAAAAAAAAAUCAGCUUUUUUUGAAAUAUGCAAAACUUCAGACUCCACUUAAGAAUAAAUAUGCACUGAUGUUGUUUUUUUUUUUUCUCUCCAAAAUAUGGCAAAAAAAAUGGAUUUUCUUAUUUAAAUGUGGCAAAAGAAAAAAAAAAUCAGGAACUCUGAAAAGAUGUCUAUAAAAGUCAUUUGUUCUGGGACUAAUGCUGUGAGCUAAUAAAACAGUCUCAAAUUUAUUAUUCAAACCAAUAUUCAUCCAUUUUUUUUAUUUUCCAUUUGGUUACUGUCAAAUGUGGAAUGCAAUGGGAUUGUAGUCAGUCUUACUCCUGUUUCAUACAGUCUGUUAGCCCUGUGAAUAUAUAUAUAUAUAUAUAUAUAUCUGUCUAUACUACAGAAAAGGGAAUGUCGUAGAUUCAUUGGAACGAGUUAACUCUGUCAUAGCUGUAGAACCUUUUAAAGAUCGAUGCACUAAAUUGUUUACUAUUGUGAUGUUCAGAGAGGUUAGAAAUUGCGUUGGGGAGUGUUUAUUGCAAAGAAGGUAGCUUUUUAUUUGCAGCAUGUGCUUGCAACUUACAUUUAAGUUGGGUAUGUGGAAAAACCCUUGCUUUACCACUGACUGUAUUUCAAAACCAAAGUAUUAAAAGGGGAGGCGCCUCUGUCUAUAACUUAGAGGCAUUUUACAUUCAAAAACGAUGUUUGUUUUUGUUUUUCCUCACAAAAAACUGAAGUAUUCGGGACUGAAUUGCACUAAGAUAUAACCCGCAAAGCAUAUAAUAAAUGCAAAACUGUUUAGAACGCUAAUACGGAUUUAUGCAGUUGUUAAACAAAAAAUAAAAAGGAAAACAGGAAAAAAAAAAUGGCAUUACUGCACAAUUUUAAAACAAAUGCAAAUUGUUAGUUGUUUUUUUAUUUUUUACAUUUGUUUUGUGGUGCAGAACUGGAUUUUCUGUAACGUCACAAAUUCCACAGUCUUAAAAGGCAAUAACCAGGAAAAAAUAAAUAAUUCUCUUCAGGGACUGAUAUCAUGUCUUUUAAAAAUGAGUAAACUUACCAUAAUAAAUAUAGAAAGCUGUCAGUUACCUUUUUCUUUUUUUUCUUCUUCAUAUUUUGCUGUGCAAAAUUGUUUUAUAUUUUGAGUUACUAACGAAAACGUUUGAUGUAUUUUGUGCUUUGUUUCAUUUCACUUCUGUGGUUAUAUUGACAGAAAAAAAAAAAAAAAAAAAUAAUCUACAAUAAUAAACUGCAGUUUUUUUGAUUCUAUACGAAGCCUGAGCGUGUGGCGUGUGCAACGUAUACACCGUACUAUCCUGUUGGUUGUUUUCUAAGGCAGUGCAUGGGUUAAUGUUACAGUAAAGCAUAUUAGGGCUUGUUAAUAAAAAUCUCAUUGAAAUCAAAA